Molecule: messenger RNA, 2836 nt
Organism: Chenopodium quinoa (quinoa)
Lineage: Eukaryota; Viridiplantae; Streptophyta; Magnoliopsida; Caryophyllales; Amaranthaceae
Product: protein OBERON 3-like
Exons: 4
Coding region: 320-2602 (760 amino acids)
Cellular component (GO): nucleus
Source: RefSeq, a predicted model, not a curated record
AGUUGAUGAAAAGCCCAAUGUUCACUAGCCCAACACACACAUAUUAACAUGUAAAAUUUGGGCCUUUUUUUCAGACAACAUUCAAUUAAAGUUGCACCAAAAAAAAAAAAAAAAAAAAAUCAAUUAACUCUUCUUUCUCCUGAAAAUUGAAAAUGGCUUAAAACACAAUUUGAUUUUUCUACCGUUGCGUUGAUUUUGGUUGCUGCUCUUUCUCUCUCCUCUGACCCGCGUUUUUGAGCAGCUGGGUUCGUUGUAUCUCGAGAUUUCAGCUCUGUUGAUUUGAUAUUACAAACGCUUUGGUUUAUAAUAUAACCCUUUAAUGUCAGAACAAAACCAUGACAAUGGACCUUUUCUCCCUGGGUCCAGUGGCCGCCCUCCUGCCCUUGCUCAGGGAAGGGCCUGGAAGGGGGUUUUGGAGAAUUCGAACCAGGAGGAGAAAUGGGUGGAGAGGGAUUUUCUACAGUUGAGCAACAGUGAUGGUGGUACUUCAAAACGAGAAGCUCAGGAGGAUGUGAAGAGAGAGGGAGAUGGCUGGAAGAAGCCUAAGCUUGAGACACAGACACUUGACCUGUCUCUAGCUCUGCCUGAUGUUUCUCUUUCGCUCUCUGUAUCAAAUGCCGCACCACCAAUUUGUGAUGCUGUUGUGCGUCCUACGCCAUGUAGGAGUGUGCAGUCUUUGGCACUUUCAAAUAAUAAUAACAAUAGUAAUAAUAAUAAUAACAAUAACAAUAACAAUCAUAAUACUCAAGUAACAUGCUCUGAUGAUUUUACAGCUGCUUCGUUAUCGUACUCUUACUCUCACCCAUUUUCACAUAACCCUAGUUGCUCGUUAACUCAGAAUUCUACUGAAUAUUAUGAGAAUUCGGUUGGUAGUCGUAGGAGGGAUUGGAAUUGUGGUGAAGGAACCAAUGGAUCUGUUCAUAGUCGUUUUAAGCCAAUUGGAGAUGGGGUCUCUUUAUCAAAUCAUGGUAGUGGUGUAGCUUAUACUUUGUUGAACAGAUCCCGUACUUUAAAUAGGGAUCCAGGUAACAGUCUGUAUAGGGCGGCUGCCUCAGAUACUAGUUCUUUUUUCCCCUCAGAAUUGCCUGCCAAGCCAAGAACUGAUUUGUGCUCCGUUGACUCCAUGAGUAAAUCAAUGGACCAGGGGCUGAAUAAUUUGGAGGAUAUGAGAGGACACAAGCUUUCCAGAGGAGAAAGGAUUGUUCGUGAUGUCAUUACGGAACAUACCACUGUUAUGUCACAAUUAUCUCGUGAGCUUCCUGCUGAAGCUAUUGAAUCAGCUAAGGAGUACUUGAACUGUCUAAUGGCAUCACCUGAGAAAAAAGAUGAGUUAGUUUAUCUGCAAAAUUUGCUCGAAAAAAGGUCAGACCUUACAAUGGAGACUCUUUCUAAGUCUGACAAGCUACAAUUGGAGAUUCUGGUUGCAGUAAAAUUUGGGCUUAAUGAAUUUGUUUCAGGGAAAGCACGUCUCCCAACCAGUGAAUUGGCUGAAAUUUUCUUCUUCCAGAGAUGUAGAAAUAUAAACUGUAAAUCCUCGCUGCCUGUGGAUGACUGUGACUGUAAGAUUUGCUCGACAAAGAAGGGAUUUUGCAGCCAGUGUAUGUGUUCUGUUUGUCAUAACUAUGAUUGUGCCAACAAUACCUGUAGUUGGGUUGGAUGCGACGCUUGCUCUCAUUGGUGUCAUGCUGCCUGUGGUGCUGAGAAUAAUCUAAUAAGACCUGGCCCUAGCUUGAAGGGGUCCUCUGGCAAAACUGAGAUGCAGUUCUAUUGUCUUGGAUGUGGUCAUGCUUCAGAAAUGUUUGGAUUUGUCAAAGAUGUGUUUAUCUUUUGUGCAAAAGAUUGGGGUAUACAAACACUGAUUAAGGAGCUUGAUUGUGUUAGAAGAAUCUUUAAAGGAAGUGAGGAUCUAAAAGGCAAAGAGCUAUAUCUUAAAGCUGCUGAAUUGCUCACAAGGCUUGAAAGAAGGGCUAUAUCUCCGUCAGAUGCCUGUCAAGUCAUUAUUCACUUCUUCACUACCAAGUCUGACAAGGACGACGCAGCAGAUUUUGCUGCUACUGGUGUUGGGGCAAACGAACUUACAGCUAGUCAAGGGCGUCGUCUAGAUGACGUGUUCCCUUCUUCAUCGGCCUAUUUGGCUCAAAAGUCUAGCUUCAUUAACUGUGCUACCAUGCUGCAAGGUUUGCGUUCUUAUGAUUUCCAUCAAAGCAGUCCCAAGCCGAAUUUAUCCAGUGAGCGACAACUGGCUAUCGAGUUGUCUGGGAAAUUGUCGAACAAAGAUGGAUUUGACAGCUUGGAAAGUAUCAUCCGCUUGAAGGAAACAGAAGCCAGGAUGUUCCAGAAUCGAGCAGAUGAAGCAAGAAAAGAGGUGAAUACAUAUCGUCAAUUGGUAGAGACAAAAACCGAGAAGCUGGAUGUAGAGUAUAGUGAGAAGCUUUCAAAGUUGUGCUUGCAAGAGGCUGAAGAAAGGAGAAGAAAGAGAUUAGAGGAGCUAAGAAUUCUUGAGAAUACACACUCUGAUUACUACAAGAUGAAGAUUCGAAUGCAAGCUGAAAUUAGCGUUUUAGUUGAAAGAAUGGAGGCCACAAAGCAGCUGUGGGUCUGAUAAUCUUAUAAUCUAUUUCUAUGGCCCUUUCUUCUGAAUUGCAUGUCUUCUUUUUAAUUUAUUUGUUGUUUGUGAAGAGUUCUUUGUUUCUCAUUUGAAGUGAAAGAUUAACCAGUUGAAGUGAUUAGGGAAGAUGAAGAGACAAGUGAAUGCUAUAUCGAAUAUACUUGUAUAUGUACUCUGUAUUAUGUAAUGUUGAGUUGUUCAUUAUUGUUAGCUGUUUACUUAAUUCAA